CAUGACCUCCAACAUGAGUGUGUCUGGAAAACAGGACUUAAAGAAAGACAAGAGAAUGAUGGAGGGAAAGAGAUCAGACUCACCAGAACCCAGCUGUGUGUCCAUGAAGAGUGACUGGUCAAUGGAACUUCCAGUUACCUUCAGAGACAGAGACAGAUCUACUGAUGUGAGACCACAAAAAUCAAACAUCAGCACAAAUCAGCUGGACUCUAUAUUCAAGGAGCUGGAACACAAAGUCAUCACUCUGAUAAAGAAUGAGCUGAAGAGGUUUAGGAAGAUCCUGAGUCCAGAUUACCCAGCAUGCACUGAGAGGGAGGUGGAGGAUGAGGAGGAUCUGCUCAGUGUCAGAGACGGAGCGCUGAAGAUCACACUGCACGUCCUGAAGAACAUGAACCACACAGAUCUCGCUAACACACUGCACAACAAACUCGCCUCUGUGUAUCAGCCAAAGUUAAAGUCCAAUCUGAGAGAGAAGUUUAAAAGAAUUAAUGAAGGAAUCUCACAGCAUGGAAGCUCAACACUUCUGAAUGAGAUAUACACAGAGCUCUAUAUCACAGAGGGUUGGAGUGGAGACGUCAAUAAUGAACAUGAGGUGAGACAGAUUGAGGCAGCGUCCAGGAGACCAGCAACACAGGAGAAACCCAUCAAAUGUAAUGAGCUCUUUAAAGACAAGUCCAUCAGAACUGUGCUGACUAAAGGAGUUGCUGGAAUUGGAAAAACAGUCUCUGUGCAGAAGUUCAUCCUGGACUGGGCUGAAGGAGAAGUAAAUCAGGACGUCACCUUCAUGUUCCCACUUCCCUUUAGAGAGCUGAAUCUGAUGAAGCAGCAAAAUCUCAGUCUGAUGAAACUUCUUCAUCACUUUUUCCCAGAAAUAAGAAAACUAGAAUCAAUAGACUGUGACUCCUACAAAGUGGUGUUGAUCUUUGAUGGUCUGGAUGAGUGUCGACUUCCUCUAAAUUUCCAGAAGAAUGAGAGAGUGUGUGAUGUGACAGAGUCAGCCUCAGUGGAUGUGCUGCUGAUAAACCUCAUCAAGGGGAAUCUGCUUCCCUCUGCUCUCCUCUGGAUUACCACAAGACCAGGAGCAGCCAAUCAGAUCCCUCUCAAGUGUGUAGACCAGGCAACAGAGGUACGAGGCUUCAGUGAUCCUCAGAAAGAGGAGUACUUCAGGAAGAGGAUCAGUGACCAGAGCCUGGCCAAAAAAAUCAUCACACACCUGAAGUCUUCAAGGAGCCUCCACAUCAUGUGCCACAUCCCAGUCUUCUGCUGGAUCUCAGCCACUGUUCUAGAGAGAAUGUUGGGUGAAGCAGAGGGUGGAGGGAUCCCCAAGACUCUGACUGAAAUGUUCACACACUUCCUGAUCUUUCAGAUCAAACACAAGGACCAAAAGUACCAUCAGAAAUGUGACCCUGAUCCUCAGCAGACCAGAGAGAGUAUCAUGGCACUGGGAAAACUGGCUUUCCAGCAGCUGGAGAAAGGAAACCUGAUCUUCUAUGAGGAAGACCUGAGGGAGUGUGGCAUUGAUGUCAGAGAAGUGUCAGUGUACUCAGGAGUGUGUACCCAGAUCUUCAGAGAGGAGUUUGGGCUUCACCUGGGGAAGGUGUUCAGCUUUAUACAUCUGAGUGUUCAGGAGUUUCUUGCUGCUUUUUAUGUAUUUUUCUAUUUUAUUUUAAGAAAUACAAAUGUGCUUGUGGAGCAAAGCACCGGACUUUUUAAUUCCUUCAGAAAUCCAAACUUCUCUGAUCUCCUCAGGAGUGCAGUGGACAAGGCCUUACAGAGUGAGAAUGGACACCUGGACCUGUUCCUCCGCUUCCUUCUGGGUCUCUCACUGGAGUCCAAUCAAACUCUUUUACGAGACUUAAUGCCACAGACAGGAAGCAGGUCUCACAGCAAACAGGAAACCGUGAAGUACAUCAAGGAGAAGAUCAGGGAGAAUCCAUCUCCAGAGAAAUCCAUCAAUCUGUUCCACUGUCUGAAUGAACUGAAUGAUCAUUCUCUAGCUCAGGAAGUACAAACUUACCUGAACAGAAGAGGUAACAGUCCUCUCAGUGGAACCAGACUCUCUCCUGCUCAGUGUUCAGCUCUGGGGUUUGUGUUACUGAACUCAGAACAGGAGCUGGAUGAGUUUAUUUUGAGGGAAUAUGCUCUGUCGCAUGAAUGUCUUCUUAGGCUGCUGCCAGUGGUCAAAGCCUCCAGAAAAUCUGAGCUGUUUCAGUGUAAUCUGACAGAGGAAAGCUGUAGAGUUCUGUCCUCAGUUCUCAGCUCAAACUCCUCCAGUCUAAGAGAACUGGACCUGAGUCACAAUAAACUGCAAGAUUUAGGAGUGAAGCUGGUCUCUGAUGGACUGAAUGAUCCACACUGUACACUGCAAAAACUGAGUCUGUGUCGGUGUAAUCUGACAGAGGAAAGCUGUAGAGUUCUGUCCUCAGUUCGAUGUAUCAGGUCCAAAGACUGGUUUGUGACGAUUGACCUCGAGGACGCUUAUUUUCACAUGAGCAUAGGAGGCCUCUAUGUUGCCGAGGCACGGAGGGUGCUUGGCCUCAUGUCAGAAGCAGCCAACAUUAUCCCUUUGGGUCUGCUUCACAUGAGGCCAUUCCAGCUCUGCCUCAGGGGUGCGGGAUUCCAUCCUCGCAGACAUCCCCUCAGGGUUAUAAAGGGGUACGUGCUGUGGGCGUCGUACCCUUCUUAUGUGGAAAAGAACCCGGUUCCUGGCCAUCGCAGGACUCUUUCGAAGGAUGCCUCACUUUCGGGCUGGGGAGCGGCCUUGGACGGCCAUCCUGCCCAGGGUCUAUGGGUGGGCCCCUAUGUCUCAUGGCACAUAAACCUCCUGGAGAUGAGGGCUGUGUUUCUAACACUUUCUUCCACACCUCAGGGGCUGACAUGUCUUAGUAUGGACAGCCAGCGCUGUGGUGGUUCCCUGUAUCAGUCAUCAGGUCGGUCUGCAUUUGCGCCCCGUUUCAGGUGGCUAAGGACUUCUUGCAGAAUGCACCUUCCUUCCUGGGACUUCUUUGUGGUCAUGGAGGGGCUGCUGGAGUUUCUGACCCUGAAGGUGGCUCUGCUGCUAGCCUUGGCCUCUCUCAAAAGAAUGAAGGAUUUGCAGGCCUUGUCAAUAGCCCACUGCCUGCCUAGAAGUAUUCCCCUGGCAUUUCCAAGACUGUUCUGCACCCCAGGGCAGGAGAUGUCGCUAAGGUGCCCAAGACAGCUGGCUGUUUAG
Tachysurus fulvidraco (yellow catfish) is the source of this 3211-nucleotide messenger RNA. Its product is annotated as NACHT, LRR and PYD domains-containing protein 4E-like. Gene Ontology annotation, molecular function: protein binding. The transcript has 10 exons. Lineage: Eukaryota; Metazoa; Chordata; Actinopteri; Siluriformes; Bagridae. The coding region runs from base 2 to 3211 and encodes 1069 amino acids. The record is from RefSeq and is a predicted model, not a curated record.